GAGAAGGGAAAGGCAGAGUGAGAGAGGAAUUGACAAGAAGAAUGGUGAGUUUUUUUAGACAGAGAAAGUGCGCUUUUAUUUAAAGAGAGAGAGGAAGGAAGUGGACAAGAGUUUUUCUCUCUCUUUUUUUUAGGGGAAAGCAGCCAUCCCAUCACCAAGCAGUCCUUACUUGUUCUAAGGCAGAGUGUGCGUAGGAUAAGCAGAAGAAGGGUGAGGGAAGAAAGAAGUGAGCUGUGACUGUGAGGCGCUCCACAAAUCUCUCACCUCCUCUCUCUCCCUCUCUUCAUUUUUGUUGUCAUCUCUAAUCUGUUGCACAUGCUUAAGUUUGUUAGUAGUGUGGUCAUGCCUGCUUCAGCUUAAAAGUUGCAGCUGCUCCUCUGUCUCCAAGGGUGCGCAGGAUAAGGAAGUAGGGAGGAGGAGAAAAGCUCGCACUCACCAAACUGAGCUACUUCUUCCUUGUGAAAUCAUGGGUUUUAGCAAAAGAUUGGUUCUUUCGAUUUUGAGCAUACUGGGUUUGCUCUCUCUUGCCUCCGGGGCUCGCCUCUACUCUUCCUCCGCUUCAAAGCAGAAGCUGGACGUCCAGAAGCACUUGAAUCGGUUGAACAAGCCAUCUACCAAGUCCAUUCAGAGCCCGGAUGGAGAUAUCAUUGACUGUGUUCCCAUGUCCAGCCAGCCAGCUUUCGACCAUCCUUACCUCAAAGACCACAAAAUUCAGAUGAGGCCUAGCUUCCACCCAGAAGGACUGUUUGAUGACAACAAAGUGGCUGCUGCAGCAGAAUCUAAAGUGAGAGCAAAUCCAAUCAAGCAGUUGUGGCAUGCCAACGGUAAAUGCCCUGAAGGCACCAUUCCAAUCAGAAGAACAAAGCAGGAAGAUGUUGUGAGAGCGAGCUCUGUGAAAAGAUAUGGUAAGAAGAAGCAUAGAAGCAUCCCAAAGCCUAAGUCAGCUGAACCUGAUCUCAUUAACCAGAGUGGCCACCAACAUGCGAUAGCAUAUGUUCAAGGAGAUAGGUAUUAUGGAGCCAAGGCCACCAUUAACGUUUGGGAACCAAAGAUACAACAACCCAAUGAGUUCAGCCUGUCUCAGCUAUGGAUAUUGGGAGGAUCCUUUGGUGAGGAUCUCAACAGUAUUGAAGCUGGUUGGCAGGUCAGUCCAGAUCUUUAUGGUGACAACAACACAAGGCUCUUCACCUACUGGACAAGCGAUGCAUAUCAAGCAACUGGGUGCUACAAUCUGCUAUGCUCGGGCUUUAUCCAGAUCAACAGUGAGAUAGCAAUGGGUGCAAGCAUCUCUCCUGUUUCUGGCUUCCGCAAUUCCCAAUAUGACAUCAGUAUCCUUAUCUGGAAGGAUCCAAAGGAAGGGCACUGGUGGAUGCAGUUUGGAAACGACUAUGUGUUAGGGUACUGGCCAUCAUUUCUGUUCUCAUACUUAGCAGACAGUGCCUCCAUGAUUGAGUGGGGAGGUGAGGUGGUGAACACAGAACCAGAUGGGCAGCACACCUCGACGCAGAUGGGGAGUGGGCAUUUCCCGGAGGAAGGGUUUGGCAAGUCGAGCUACUUCAGGAACAUUCAAGUUGUGGAUGAGUCCAACAAUCUCAAGGCUCCCAAAGGACUUGGCACCUUCACCGAGCAGUCCAACUGCUAUGAUGUUCAAACUGGCAGCAAUGGCGACUGGGGUCAUUACUUUUACUAUGGAGGCCCUGGUAAGAACGCCAACUGCCAGUGACACCAGAAUGAGAAGAGGAGAAUGAAGGGAAAUCAUGUUCAUUUUACCUCUUCUCUUCUCUUCUCAUCAUAUAGUUGUAUGUGUCUGUUGCGUACGUCCCUAUGUAUAAUUCGCCAUCAUCCCCCCUUUGUUAGUGUAAUGGUCGUCUCUUAAUUUGCUCUGGUCUCUUUCUGGUAUACCCUCUGCUCUAUUUAGUUUUUUACUGUUAGGUUGGUUGUAGUGGACAUGUGAGGCCGGCCGGUCGACUCUGAGUCUGAGUAGUAGUGGGAAGUUUUGACUCUUUGUUUUCUUUUGUGUUUUUUAGUCUUGGAAAAAGAUUCUCCAAACAAAGCAAGUGGGGUUGGAGAACUUUGUGGGCAGUACUGUUUCUGAAAGCUGAGAAAGAAACAGGAUGCCUUUUGUUUUCUUUCUUUGUGUAUUCUAUUGGUUUGUUCAGUUGCUACUACUCCCUUCUUUGGAGGGGCUCAUCUAAAUGGAAUGAAAGCUCCUCUCUCUCUCUCUCUCUCUCUCUCUCUCUCUCUCUGCCUUGCCGCAUUAUGGUUAUGAAUGAUGAUGAUGAUGGCUGGCUGUGGCUGGUAAAGGGAGAACUUUUCAACCACAGCUGUCUGUCGAUCGAAUCAUUAUUAUGGGCUCAUGGCUAUAGCCUAUAGCUAGCAACUUGUGUGUGUUUUUGGGUGCACGCACAGCACAGUUUGCAAUUGUGAGAGGGCAGGGUGGUAGGGUUUCUUUCUUUCUUUCAUCAUCCUGGAUUCCUGGUGUACGUUGACAUGGAAAGAAAGAUUCAUUCAUUUCAU
This is a messenger RNA of Linum tenue, 2517 nucleotides long. The record is from the annotation of a GenBank genome assembly. Lineage: Eukaryota; Viridiplantae; Streptophyta; Magnoliopsida; Malpighiales; Linaceae.